UGUUCCAAAAUUCACUGCCAGCGCUGAAAAGUUAUAGUUUGCGUGACACGAACUAUAUAUUUUCAGUACUGGCAGUGAAUUUUGGAACACUGCCUCUGAUACGUAAAACGAUUUCUCAAAGAGCGCGUCGGCGGCAAACUUGGAAGGUUAGGAACGAGCAUUUGGAAUUCGGUUACACGAGUUUAGCACGAGAUAUUUUAUUUGUUAAUUGCUAUAAUCGAGUACUUUUUCGAUACUUGGAGUGAAAAAUUGACGGAAAAGAAAAUGGAUUUUCUAGAAUAUCCUGACAUUGUCGCUGAAGUUAAAGGUGCUAUGACACCAGGUAAAUUAAAAUUGACCGAUCAGCAUCUGAUCUUUAAGAGUCAAAAAACUGGAAAGGUAGAGCAGAUCUCUGCCUCUGACAUGGAGAUGGUAAAUUAUCAGAAAUUUAUUGGUACUUGGGGCUUACGGAUCUUUCUAAAAAAUGGAACUUUACAUCGCUUCAGAGGCUUCAAAGAAGCCGACCAAGAAAAGAUUGCAAAAUUCUUCUCUGUGAAUUAUAAGAAAGAAACUUUGGAGAAGGAAUUAAGCCUGAAGGGUUGGAACUGGGGUACAGCUAAAUUUACAGGUUCUGUUUUAAGCUUUGAUGUGGGCCAUCAUACUGCUUUUGAGAUACCUCUAUAUGAUGUUUCGCAGUGUAACACUGGGAAGAAUGAAGUGACCUUAGAAUUCCAUCAGAAUGAUGAUGCUCCAGUUAGUUUGAUGGAAAUGAGGUUUCAUAUUCCUGUAAGUGACAGUGCUGAUCAAGAUCCUGUGGAGGCGUUUCAUCAACAGGUGAUGGAGAAGGCUUCUGUGAUCAGCGUAAGCGGCGAUGCGAUUGCCAUAUUCAAGGAAAUUUAUUGUCUAACGCCACGUGGUCGUUACGACAUUAAAAUCUUCCAGACCUUUUUCCAGCUGCACGGAAAGACAUUUGAUUACAAAAUUCCCAUGUCUGCAGUUCUUAGACUUUUUCUGCUGCCACACAAAGAUAAUCGACAAAUGUAUUUCGUCGUAAGCCUGGAUCCUCCUAUAAAGCAAGGUCAAACACGAUAUCAUUACCUGGUGCUGCUGUUUAAGCAAGAGGAAGAAACCUUUAUCGAAUUGCCCUUUACUGAGAAAGAACUGAAAGAGAAAUACGAGGAUAAGUUGACCAAGGAAUUGGCAGGUCCGACAUACGAGGUGCUCGGCAAGGUGAUGAAAGUGAUUAUAAAUCGGAAGCUAACCGGCCCAGGACACUUCACAGGUCACACUGGGACGCCCGCGAUCGGCUGCUCAUUCAAAGCCGCCGCUGGCUAUUUGUAUCCGCUGGAGCGCGGCUUCAUUUACGUGCACAAGCCGCCGAUACAUAUCCGCUUCGAAGAAAUCGCGUCGGUAAAUUUCGCCCGUGGCGGCGGUUCGACCAGAUCAUUCGACUUCGAAAUCGAGCUGACGAGCGGAGUGGUGCAUACGUUCAGCAGCAUCGAGAAGGAGGAAUAUGGUAAACUGUUCGACUUUAUUACGUUGAAGAAGCUGCGCGUGAAGAAUCGCGGCAAGAGCGACAAGCUCAAUUACGACCAAGACUUCGGCGACAGCGACCAAGAGGACGAACCAGACGCUUAUCUGGCGCGUGUGAAAGCGGAGGCGCAGGAACGGGAUGGCGAGGAGAAUCAAGAUUCUGAGGAGGGCUCGACCGACGAGGACUUCAACCCGAACCAAGAUGAGAGCGAUGUCGCUGAGGAAUAUGAUAGCAACCCCAACAGUUCCGACAGCGGCGAAGACUCAGACGCAUCCGCGGCUAGCCAUAAGAAGGAGAAGAAGGAGAAAAAGGAGAAGAAGUCGAAGUCAGCGAAGACUGUGCCAGAGAAGCCGCGUAAGCCACGCAAGUCGAAGAAGGAAAAGGACACAAACAAGCCCAAGAGGCCGCCGACGGCGUUUAUGCUGUGGCUCAACAAUGCCCGCGAGAGCAUCAAGGCGGACAACCCGGGCAUCGCUGUGACGGAGAUCGCGAAGAAGGGCGGCGAGAUGUGGCGAGAGCUGAAGGAUAAGCCCGAGUGGGAGGCGAAAGCGGCUAAAGCCAAAGAGGAAUAUAUGAUGUCGAUGAAGGAGUACGAGGCGAGUGGAGGCAGCAAAUCGAGGGACAAGAAGGAAAAAGUAGAGCUGAAAAAGAAGAAGGAAACGAAGAAGGACUCGCCCAGUAAAUUAAUGAGUGGCUCCUUCUUUAAAAGUAAAGAAUACAUCAGUGACGAUGGUAGUAGUAGUGACGAGAGCAAGAAAUCCGAGAAGAAACGUUCCGACGACGACAGUGCAGACGAGAAGGAGAAGGAGAAGGAGAAGAAGAAGAAGAAGAACGAGAAGCGGCCCGCUGAGGACUCCAGUAAAACGACGAAGAAGAAGCGGGAUCAGUCAGACGACAGCGAGGUGGAAGAACCGAUCGAGAGCACACCACCCUCGUCCGACGUGGACUCCAAAGACAGCGAUUAACUCGAUGUGCGUGCGCUGGAAAAUCCGAGCGAAUGUUUCUUCGCCUGUCGGGCGGCGAACGACAAGCUGCAGCUGCGCGUCACCGUA
Molecule: messenger RNA, 2565 nt
Organism: Harpegnathos saltator (Jerdon's jumping ant)
Lineage: Eukaryota; Metazoa; Arthropoda; Insecta; Hymenoptera; Formicidae
Gene: Ssrp
Product: structure specific recognition protein
Exons: 4
Coding region: 265-2478 (737 amino acids)
Biological process (GO): regulation of chromatin organization
Cellular component (GO): nucleus; FACT complex
Molecular function (GO): DNA binding; nucleosome binding; histone binding
Source: RefSeq, a predicted model, not a curated record